AUGGAUUACAGAGAAGGCUCUCCUAAACCUAAAAGGCAGCGAAAACAAUUGUCUUCUGUUUUGAAUGACAGUGAAAUAGAAGAGGCACUGUAUUCUGAUAAUUCUGAAGAUGACUACCAGCCUGAUGACGAGGAGUCAGCAUCAGAGAGUGAAAGUGAGGAACACCUCUGGAAUAUUGAAUGCCGUCCUCCGACACGUCCAUCAGUGUUACCUACAGUUCAGGAGCAAGACCUGCAGCCGUUCACUCUAACUGUAUCAGACAGUCAAGGUCAAGGUCAAGCCCAGAUAAACCAACCCUCUGCAUCAGGUUCAACCUCUGAAUGGACUACAACUGAGGAAGAAAGUGAGGACCCAAUUUUCAAGGUUAGAAGUGUUAUUGAUUACUUCAACAACAAGAUGAUUGAAUGUUAUUAUCCUGCAGCACAAUUAUCUCUGGAUGAAAGUAUGGUGCUAUGGAGAGGGCGAUUGAGUUUUCGGCAGUUCAUCAAAAAUAAGCGCCACAAAUACGGCAUCAAGUUGUACAUGCUCACUGAACCAGAUGGGUUGAUAUUGAAGUUUCGAGUGUAUGCAGGUGCAAAAGAUACAGACGUGACUGGAAAGGAACACGCUGAGAAAGUUGUCAUGGAGCUGCUUCGGGAAAAACUAAAUAGUGGUCACGAAUUAUAUAUGGACAACUAUUAUAAUAGUUUUGGUUUGGCAAAGAAGCUGCUUGAUCACAACACCUAUUGCACAGGCACUCUCCGUAAAGAUUUGAAAGACAAUCCUCACGAACUCAUGAAAAAAAAAAUUAAAAAAGGAGAAAAUUGCUCAAUGUUUCGUGAUGGAGUGCAUGUUGGUGUGUGGAAAGAUAAACGUGUUGUGACGUAUAUUACUACCCAGUAUGAAGACAAAAUGGUUCAAGUUCAAAAUAAACGUGGCCAUGUUACUCAGAAACCAGAAGCUAUUUCGAAAUAUAACGAUUACAUGUCAGGAGUAGACAGGCAAGACCAGCUUCUAGCUUACUAUCCAUGCGAAAGAAAAACUACGUUGAUGUACAAUAAAUAUUCAGGACAACGUAAAAUGUCUCUCUAUGAUUACCGCUUGAAUGUCAUAAAUGCUCGGCUGCCAGAACAUGUGCCAGAAAAUAGACCUUCAAAUACCCACAGUGCUCAUAAAAUAAUGAAGGCCACUGAAACUACUUCAAAUGGGCGUCUCAAACGAAAGACAUGUCGCCAGUGUACCAAGAAUAAAAAGCGUACUGACUCUCCUUGGUAUUGUGGCACCUGUCCUGACAAACCUGGACUUUGUGUGGAAUGCUUUGAAAAUUACCACUUAGAACUUAAUUAGUCUUCAGUUUCGUUGUAAUGUUGA
Molecule: messenger RNA, 1350 nt
Organism: Pararge aegeria (speckled wood butterfly)
Lineage: Eukaryota; Metazoa; Arthropoda; Insecta; Lepidoptera; Nymphalidae
Product: piggyBac transposable element-derived protein 4-like
Exons: 3
Coding region: 1-1326 (441 amino acids)
Source: RefSeq, a predicted model, not a curated record